CUGUAAAAACACAGUUCGAGAAGAAUCUUAAAUUGCAAUAAAAAGGCUUAAGAGAAAAUUCUCAAUUCCAACAAAUAUCUCUCUGAGAUUUUUGGAAAAUCAGAAUCGUUGUUUCGAGUUUAUCAGGAAGAUGCAAGGAGGUGGUAGAGAUCCUUUUGGUGGUGGUUUUGGUGGUCCUUUUGGUGGUUUUGGAGGCGGCCCUUUUGGUGGUUUUGGAGGCGGUUCCUUUGGUGGUUUUGGUGGCCCUAAUGGUCCUCCAAAUCUCAUGGAUAAUUUUUUCGGAGGAAGAGAUCCGUUUGAUGAUCCUUUUUUCACUCAGCCUUUUGGUGGUGGCAUGUUUCAGUCCAACUUCUUUGGUCCUAGCAUGAAUCCUUUUGCAGAAAUGCGUCGUCUUCCGCCGGGUUUUAUUGAGAAUAAUCAGCCACCAGGACCGAGUAGAUCACGUGGACCGGUUAUUGAAGAGAUUGAAUCAGAUGAUGAGAAAGAAGGAGAAGGAGAUAAAGAGAAGAAAGGAAGGCUAGGGAAACAUGGCAGGUCAAGCAGUGAGGCUGAAAAUGAAGAUGCUAGAGUGGAAGAGAGAAGGAACCGGCAAAUGCAAAACAUGAAUGUAAAUGCAGAGAGAAGGAACCCACAAAUGCAGAACAUGAAUGUGAAUGCCAUGGUGAACAAUGGACAGUGGCAACCUCAAACAGGUAGUUAUAGUUUUCAGAGCUCGACUGUUACAUACGGGGGUCAGAACGGCAACUACUAUACUUCAUCGAAAACCAGAAGGACAGGAAGUGAUGGGUUAACUCUUGAAGAAAGCAGAGAAGCCAACACUGCAACGCGGGAGGCAGCGCAUAGGAUUUCAAGGGGCCUUCAUAACAAGGGCCACACGGUUGCACGUAAACUUAACUCAGAUGGCCGUGUUGAUACAACACAGACCUUGCACAAUUUAAAUGAAGAUGAAUUGGCUAAUUUUGAACAGUCUUGGAGUGGAAAUGCUAGAAGGCAAAUGCAGUUACCCGGUCGGUCUGGUUCAUUUGGAAGUGGUCUUGUAAACAGAGAGCAACCAAUGUUACUUCCCUCGACUGAUCCAAGUCCUUCUCAUGCACGAGCAGAAUCAUCCAGAAGACCGAAAGCUGCAAUGAAUGUUAGAGGACCUGGUAGAAACUAAUCUCUGACGACAUGUAUGGUUUCUAAAAUCUUUAGUGAAUGUAACCAAAGACUAAUUACUUUACUUAGGUUGCAUCAUUAUUGUAACUGUAUGAUGAAUUUGAGGAUUUUAAAUACUGCUCUUUAAUGAUAAAUAUAUCUUUGCUAUAUU
Molecule: messenger RNA, 1306 nt
Organism: Arabidopsis lyrata subsp. lyrata
Lineage: Eukaryota; Viridiplantae; Streptophyta; Magnoliopsida; Brassicales; Brassicaceae
Exons: 7
Coding region: 131-1156 (341 amino acids)
Source: RefSeq, a predicted model, not a curated record